Messenger RNA from Aricia agestis (brown argus), 830 nucleotides. RefSeq lists its product as uncharacterized. Bases 460 to 798 code for a protein of 112 amino acids. The transcript is spliced from 6 exons. Lineage: Eukaryota; Metazoa; Arthropoda; Insecta; Lepidoptera; Lycaenidae. The record is from RefSeq and is a predicted model, not a curated record.
GGCAGUUUUUAUUACUUUAACUAUUUCAUUUUAACCUUUAUGUUCAAUCUCUACUAAGCUGGUUUUUUUACUCGGAACUUCAACAAAAUAUAAACAACCUAUUUUAAUACUAAAGCGUGGAAUGAAGACGAAAUUUUUUCUUUUCAUGACAUGUCUUCUUUCUACAGCGAUAUGUUAUCCUAAACACAAUACACACGCGCCCUGCAUCGAAGCGUUCCUGUGUGUUCACACCAAGAACACCCCUACUUGUGGCAGGGCUAGUAACAACGAGAUCCGACGGUUCCUCAACCCUUGUGACCUCAAAGAGUACAACUGCGAAUACGCUAGGGAUUUCAAACGUGUAAAUAUGGCAUUGUGCGAACAUCUACCGCUGUUAUAGAAUUCCAAACAAUACCAACAAUAGAAGUUCAACAAUAGCUAACUAGAAUAGAUCACUUCUGCGAGGGUAGCACGCCAAAUAUGUCCUUCAAAGCUGUAUCAGUUAUCGUCCUACUAUGUUGUAUGUUGACCUGGGCCCACGGACCUCCUAAAGAACGAGACAACGAGGAAAUAAGUAUGGGCCGGAAGGUAAAAAAAAUGGGCACAAAAUGGUGCGGCAUGGCGAAGACCUGCAACCACGAUCGCGUCCCAGUGUGCGGGGUCAGCCACGCCGGCGACGUAAUGGGCUUCCGAGACCUCUGUGACAUGUUCGACUUCAACUGCAUCCGCCGUAGAAAUUACAAGCAGACAACUUGCCCCCAAGACAAAUCAAUUCUCACCGUCUCUCGUCGCCCCACUAACACUUACUAUGACGAUUAAAUUAUAACAUUUAUAAACAUAAUAUAUUCUUU